AUGUCCACCCCAAUAGACUCGGACGACGCUUAUGAUUUCCUCUUCAAGAUCGUUCUGAUCGGGGAUGCCGGGGUCGGGAAGACAUGUGUGGUGCAGAGGUUCAAGAGCGGCGUCUUUGUGGAGCGUCAGGGGAGCACCAUCGGGGUGGACUUCACCAUGAAGACUCUGGAGAUCCAGGGAAAGAGGGUCAAGUUGCAGAUCUGGGACACUGCUGGGCAGGAACGUUUCCGCACAAUAACCCAGAGCUACUACAGGAGCGCCAAUGGAGCUAUCAUUGCCUACGACAUCAGCAAGAAAAAGUCAUUUGAGUCUGUUCCUCGCUGGAUAGAGGACGUUAAGAAAUAUGCCGGCUCCAACAUCGUACAGCUGCUGAUUGGAAACAAAUCUGACAUGCACGACUUUCGAGAAGUCCAACUACAAGAUGCUGAAAACCUAGCAAACCAUUAUGAUAUCAUCAAUGUCAUCGAGACCUCUGCAAAGGAUUCCAGUAACGUGGAAGAGGCUUUUGUGAAGAUGGCCAUGGAGCUGAUGAUGAGGCAUGGAGGACCAGUCUUUACUGAAAAACCAGUAGAUAGUAUAAAGCUUGACAGCAAAGACAUGGCUGGAGAGUCUUGGGGAUGUGCCUGUUGA
This is a messenger RNA of Staurois parvus, 630 nucleotides long. The record is from the annotation of a GenBank genome assembly. NCBI's taxonomy places the organism in Eukaryota, Metazoa, Chordata, Amphibia, Anura, Ranidae.